This is a messenger RNA of Lagenorhynchus albirostris (white-beaked dolphin), 4173 nucleotides long. It is a transcript of the gene RHBDF1, whose product is annotated as rhomboid 5 homolog 1. Gene Ontology annotation, biological process: regulation of protein secretion; regulation of epidermal growth factor receptor signaling pathway. The coding region runs from base 75 to 2492 and encodes 805 amino acids. The transcript has 18 exons. NCBI's taxonomy places the organism in Eukaryota, Metazoa, Chordata, Mammalia, Artiodactyla, Delphinidae. Gene Ontology annotation, cellular component: endoplasmic reticulum membrane. The record is from RefSeq and is a predicted model, not a curated record. Gene Ontology annotation, molecular function: serine-type endopeptidase activity.
GAGGAGGGGCCUGGGGCCUUCUCUUCUCAGCCCCAGAGUGCCCUGCUUCUGGGCUGGGAGAGGCUCUUUGGAGGAUGUCCAUGGAGGAUGAAGGUGAGGGCACCCUCAAUGCUUUGAAAGGGGCCAGUACUGGGGCCCCCCUAGCUCUGCCUGGAACCAUGGGUGAGGCCCGCAGGGACAGCACCAGCAGCCUGCAGCGCAAGAAGCCGCCGUGGCUGAAGCUGGAUAUCCCGGCCGUGGUGCCCCCGGCAGCAGAGGAGUCCAGCUUCCUGCAGGUAGGCCCUGGCCAGCGGGGGCUGCAGGUGCAGCCCAUCCAGCCGCCUCACUGGGUCCCCGUUGCCCAGCCCCUGAGACGCCAGGCGUUCCUGCGGAGUGUGAGCAUGCCGGCCGAGCCCACCCGCGUCCCCUCACCCCACCAAGAGCCCCGGCGGCCGGCGCUGCAGCGCCAGAUGUCCAUCACACAGACCAUCCGCAGGGGCACUGCUGACUGGUUUGGAGUGAGCAAGGACAGUGACAGCACCCAGAAGUGGCAGCGCAAGAGCAUCCGUCACUGCAGCCAGCGCUACGGGAAGCUGAAGCCCCAGGUCAUCCGGGAGCUAGACCUGCCCAGCCAGGACAACGUGUCGCUGACCAGCACUGAGACGCCCCCUCCUCUGUACGUGGGGCCAUGCCAGCUGGGCAUGCAGAAGAUCAUAGACCCCCUGGCCCGGGGCCGGGCCUUCCGCUUGGCGGAUGAUGCCGCCGAUGGCCUGAGUGCCCCGCACACGCCGGUCACGCCGGGUGCCGCCUCCCUCUGCUCCUUCUCCAGCUCCCGUUCGGGUUUCAACCGGCUCCCGCGGCGGCGCAAGCGCGAGUCGGUGGCCAAGAUGAGCUUCCGGGCAGCCGCUGCGCUGGUGAAGGGCCGCUCGGUUAGGGAUGGCACACUGCGCCGGGUCCAGCGCCGAAGCUUCACUCCUGCCAGCUUCCUGGAGGAGGACACGGCUGACUUCCCCGACGAGCUGGACACAUCCUUCUUUGCCCGGGAAGGUGUCCUCCACGAGGAGCUGUCCACAUACCCAGAUGAGGUGUUCGAGUCCCCAUCGGAGGCAGCGCUUAAGGACUGGGAGAGAGCCCCAGAGCAGGCGGACCUCACGGGUGGGGCCCUGGACCGCAGCGAGCUGGAGCGCAGCCACCUGAUGUUGCCCCUGGAACGUGGCUGGCGCAAGCAGAAGGAGGGCGGUGCAGCGGCCCCGCAGCCCAAGGUGCGGCUGCGGCAGGAGGUGGUGAGCGCCGCGGGUCAGCGGCGGGGCCAGCGCAUCGCGAUGCCGGUGCGCAAGUUCUUCGCCAGGGAGAAGCGGCCGUAUGGGCUGGGCAUGGUGGGCCGGCUAACCAACCGCACUUACCGCAAGCGAAUCGACAGCUAUGUCAAACGCCAGAUUGAAGACAUGGACGACCACAGGCCCUUCUUCACCUACUGGCUCACCUUCGUGCACUCGCUCGUCACCAUUCUAGCCGUUUGCAUCUAUGGCGUGGCGCCCGUAGGCUUCUCACAGCACGAGACCGUAGACUCGGUGCUGCGCAACCGAGGGGUCUAUGAGAAUGUCAAGUACGUUCAGCAGGAGAACUUCUGGAUCGGGCCCAGCUCGGAGGCUCUCAUUCACCUGGGUGCCAAGUUCUCGCCCUGCAUGCGCCAGGAUCCGCAGGUACAUAGUUUCAUCCACGCUGCGCGCGAGCGUGAGAAGCACUCGGCCUGCUGUGUGCGCAACGACCGGUCUGGCUGCGUGCAGACCUCGGAAGAGGAGUGCUCGUCCACGCUGGCAGUGUGGGUGAAGUGGCCCUUCCAUCCCAGCGCCCCAGACCUUGCUGGCCACAAGAGGCACUUUGGCUCUGUCUGCCACCAGGACCCCAGGGUGUGUGAUGAGCCUUCCUCCGAGGACCCCCAUGAGUGGCCAGAUGACAUCACCAAGUGGCCGAUCUGCACCAAAAACAGCGCUGGGAACUACACCAACCACCCGCACAUGGACUGUGUCAUCACAGGCCGGCCCUGCUGCAUUGGCACCAAGGGCAGGUGUGAGAUCACCUCCCGGGAGUACUGUGACUUCAUGAGGGGCUACUUCCACGAGGAGGCCACACUCUGCUCUCAGGUGCACUGCAUGGAUGACGUGUGUGGGCUGUUGCCCUUCCUCAACCCCGAGGUGCCCGACCAGUUCUACCGCCUGUGGCUGUCCCUAUUCUUGCACGCUGGGAUCCUGCACUGCCUGGUGUCUGUCUGCUUCCAGAUGACUGUCCUGCGGGACCUGGAGAAGCUGGCAGGCUGGCACCGCAUAGCCAUCAUCUACCUGCUGAGUGGCAUCACUGGUAACCUGGCCAGUGCCAUUUUCCUGCCAUACCGGGCAGAGAAACAGAGAGCCAGCCGCUCAGCUUUCACCUCCUCGCUGCAGAGAUUACAGGGACAGACACAGUUAACGGGACACUUGAUCCAGAAGGAGACAGAGCUGAGAGCACCCAGGUGAGGAGCUGGCAGCUGCACCAUCUGUAACCAGGGAAACCACCUCCAGGCACACCGCAAGUGCCCUAAGGGGUCCUCACGUGAAGAUACCCAGCUGCCUGGGUGGGGUGAUGUCAGUGAAGAGCAGCUGAGGCAGGGCUCGUGGCACAGAAGCACCUGCCCUGGCCGAGGCUUGGGACAGGGAGCUCGUUGCUCCAGGCCACACUCUGGAGCAGAGCCCAGGUGAUGAAAAGGCUCAUGUCCAGCAAGAGGUCCUGUGAAGUCCAGCUCCUAGGAAGGGCUGCAAGGAGGAGCUGUGGCUGCACUCACCAGCUGAUGUGCUGAAUGCCCCCUUCGCGCUCCUGCCUGAGCUGCACGUAUCUCUGGAUGGCCUUCUUCAGGUCCAGGACUGUGGCGUUCUGGACUACAACCACAGCUGCACAGAUGGGAGAAGAUCCGUGGUGGGAAUCCACAGCCACAGCCUCAGAUUGCAGGAGAGGAACCCAGAAGCUUCUUCCUGAGGCUCAAGGCUGGGCAGGGGGAGCUUGUGGCUGCCCCAACAACCCUGGGCACGGCCCUGAGUUUCCACUGACCAGCCCUGCUAACAUCUUCUCCCGUGAAGGUUCAGACUGCACGGCCUGAGGGGGAGGGCAGCACUUACGCAUAACUUCUCCAUCCAUCUUGCACACUCGGACUGUCAUUGCUUGGCCGUAUUCUAGUGCUAUUUGGGAAUUGACCUCUUCCAAAGUAACCUAGAAAAGACCAAGGCUGGAGGUGGGAGCUCUCUUCACCACUCCAAACAACAAAGAAAAACAGCUGUCUUCAAAAAGUGGUGCCACAUUUUUGGGAGGUUCUUGCAUAUAUGUUAGGAUUUCCCGGUUUUUCAGCACUUUAAUCUCAUGUCUUAUCCACGUUUUCUAUGAAGUGGAUGGACGCUCGGGAGAAAUGGGCAAGGAGAAUGAAUCGCCUUGAGGAACAGCCCCUGGCUCCUCCGGGCCAGGUGCUGGGUGGGAGGAGGAACACUGGGCCCCACCUUCCGGCCUGAGAGCCCCCGAUCAUCAGGAUCCAGGGCCUCCGGCAAGGCUGGGGCACCAAAAAACGGUAAAAGAAAAACAUGUCAAUACAACCGUUAACAAAACAGAAGUUAAUUUAAAAAUUCCACGAUGGGCAAAAUAACAAGGACUUUAAAACAUGACAGUGCCAAAACUCACUGAAGAUUGAGGAGAAAGGAAAAACCGGUAACAGUGAUCUUUUAUUUGAAAAUGAUAUUAUUUUGUUUGCCGUAGGCUUUUGUAAACCAACUUUGCGUUUUAAAAACACUGAUGAAAAGUCAUGUGUGUUAACUAGUGGGGGGUUUUGGCGCCCCUUUAAAUUCCGCGCCAGAGGCGAGAGCCUCGCUCGCCCCCAGGCCGGGCCGGAGCCUAGACCCUCGUUUACGACCGGAGACGCCAUCCCAAGGCCUCUGGCCGCAGCCCCCAUCGACACUCCGGGGUCCGUCCGCGCCCCGACGGCCCCCGGCCCGUGCGCACCUGGAUCGGAAGGUCGCAGAGCAGCGGGUCCUGCACUACCAUGGCCAGACCCUCCUGGAACACGUCCACCGCCUCGGAGUGCGGCAGCGCCUCCUCCUCGUCCUCCUCGUCCUCCUGCGGCUCCCGCCGCGCCGCGGCCCCCGCCUCCUCCAGGCUGCCUAGCCGGCCGCGCGACCG